Symbiodinium sp. CCMP2592 is the source of this 1209-nucleotide messenger RNA. The record is from the annotation of a GenBank genome assembly. NCBI's taxonomy places the organism in Eukaryota, Dinophyceae, Suessiales, Symbiodiniaceae.
AUGGGCCUAUCUGGCAUUGCGCCGGCUGUGGUCGCAGCUGUGGCUUUUGGUGUCCAGUAUGUGCCCGUUAAGAAAUACAAGAUCUACGAUGGCACCACCUUCCAGUGGUUCAUGUGCUCUGGCAUCCUGUUCGUUGGCCUGGCCUUUGCGAUCCUGGGUGGAGAUCUACCUAGAGGCAUGCCGCCAAAGGUAGUUUUCGGUGGUUGUCUCUGGGCGCUAUCCAAUUUCGCUGUGCUGCCACUGGUGAAAUUGCUGGGCAUCGGCUUGGGCUUCUCCCUGUAUCAUUUUCAGAACAUGAUCGUGGGCUACGUUGUCGGUCGAAAAGGUCUUUUCGGACUCCCAGCUCUUCAGCCAGCGUUCGAUGGCAGUCUUGUCUUCUGCGAUGUCGGCUGCUGCCUGAUUCUUGUUUCCUUCGUUGCACUGUUGCUAGUGGAGGGUGGUGGAAAAGAGGAGUCCAAUGAGAAGGACUCCGAGAACACACAUCCUCAGCCGACAGUGCAUGGGAAGCCUUGUCAGCCAGACAGCUACGAAGAAGUUCCGGCAGACAGGCCGCACCCGCACCGCCUCUUCGAAGAGUCAAGCACUUUCGCCGCCUUUGCCCUCGAGAUCGAUGAGGGUGAUGAUGGCGAGGCUUUUCGCCCAGAGGUACCUGAUGUAGCCGAGGUCACGCCAGAAGCCACGGCACCUCCAAGGAAGCAACCUUGGCGGAACUGCGCUCUGGGCGUGCUGCUUGCGAUCGUGGCCGGCAGCCUGACAGGCGUCCAAAGCGUGCCGGCCACACUCUACAGCCUGGAGCAUCCAGACUAUCCCUCAACCGCCGUGGUCUUUCCACAAUGCGUCGGAGUCUGGUUUGCUUCCACUGCCAUCUAUGUCGUUUACUCCGGCAUUGCCCGCUUGAGAAGAAAGCCGGUUCUGCAUUCUGUGAUACGCCCUGCUUUCAUAAGCGGCUGCAUCUGGUCAUUGGGUUUCCUCUUCAUGAUUCAAGGCAUCCACCAGCUUGGCUUCGCAGUGGGAUACACCUUAGUUGCUGUUGGCCCGAUCAUCGUGGCAAGCUUGGUGUCAAUCUGCUGGUUCAAAGAAAUAACCGGCAGGAGGCAACUUUUGCACCCCGGCUGCAGUCUGCUUGUCAAAGCAGCCUAUCUUGUAAGCUCCUGCCCUGUUUAUGCAAGAGACUGCACGACAUGUUCAGUGGUGAGGCCAGAAGUGUGA